This is a messenger RNA of Polypterus senegalus (gray bichir), 5615 nucleotides long. RefSeq lists its product as uncharacterized. The record is from RefSeq and is a predicted model, not a curated record. Bases 890 to 2407 code for a protein of 505 amino acids. Gene Ontology annotation, molecular function: polyamine oxidase activity. NCBI's taxonomy places the organism in Eukaryota, Metazoa, Chordata, Cladistia, Polypteriformes, Polypteridae. The transcript is spliced from 4 exons.
CUCGAUGUAUACGCAUCAAAAGUUAGCAUUUAACGGUUUCGUUUGACCUUGUUCGUGUGCAAUUAAAAUUGCAGUUAUAGGUGAUGCUUGUACCCAUUAUUAUUACCAGUAUAAUAUUCUCGUUUAAUUUAUAACAUACACUGUUUGCACAUCCGUUUAAUGAGUUACUUCGAUAUUUUAUUUACUUUCGCUUAGCCGCACUACUCCAGAAUUUGAUGUCUGCGCAAGUGGUGUGGGGCGGGACUAGUAUGCGCUUAGCCUGUCGGGAAAAAUACGAUAAUAGGAACAACGCUGAUUGCUAAUAUAGCGUUGACGUAGCGUGAGGGGUUUCUGUGAGAUCUUGGAACGUUUCUUUCGUUUGAAAAGUUCAAAUCCGUAGCCUUGCAUUGUAUCCAGUUGGGUUUGUGUUAAAUGUAUAACAGGACUUUUUUCGGUUACGAGUGGACAUUGCUAAAUUUGUAUGCGCUCAGGAUGUGUCAUUUCUAGUGACAUCCACGUACAAAUAUAAGGUGCAAAAAAGGGGUGUAGCACAAAACUUUUUGUCCGUCGUAUGCAAAUUUUUCAUCUUGCACCGUUUGCCUUCUUUCUUUCUAACCGAUUUUUGAAAUAUAUUGUAUUAAAAUAAUCAGUGAAGACUUUGAGGAUCUAAAUUAUUUCAGUUAUUCUACAUCCUGGUUUUGUAGUUAUUUUGUAGUUUUAUUUGACAUUGUAUAUAAUGCAAAGAAAACGGAGAAUGACAGCGUCAGCAUUAUUUACAAGACAUUAUAGCCUCGCAAAGAUUAGAAAGCCUUUAUUGUAUGAAGUAAGGCCAAAGUACAAAAAGUGUGCUUACUACGCUUAAGAAUCAGUACCCCGCUUGGAUUCAAUAAUAUCUUCCUGAAUAAAGAUUAUGUCUGCUAUAAAUAGGGAACCUAAAAUUGUGGUUAUUGGUGCUGGGUUUGCUGGGCUGUCAGCAGCAAGUCAUCUGACUAAACAUGGAUACUUGAAUGUCACAAUUUUGGAGGCUAUGGAUAGACCUGGCGGUAGAGUGCACACAACAAAACCCUUUGGAGAAAAUGUAAUAGAUUUAGGAGCCAACUGGAUUCAUGGCCAAGAUGGAAACCCAAUUUUUAUCAUAGCGAAGGAGCAUGGCCUACUGGCUGAGAACGAUUCCUGUUCUACUAUGUGCCUUCCUGGAGCAGUUACACCAAAAGAUUAUUUUUUCCACCAAAAUGGCAAACUGUUUGAUUCAGAUGAAGUUGAGCAUGUAUGUCAAGUUUUUGAUAACUUAAUGUCCAAAGCAUUUAACGAAGAAUUGGGUCCCAAAUAUAAGGAAACAAGCCUUGGAGAUUACCUUGAUGAAGAGUUCAGUGCAUCAGAGCUUAUAUCUAUAGAAGGUGCAAAAAUGGUAUUUGAAUGGUGCAAACGUGUUGAAUGUACAGAUGAGGCCUGUUCCUCCUUAUAUGAAUUCUCAGUAAGUCAGCUUAGGCUAUAUACAGCCUUAGAAGGCGGUUUCUUUAACUCUCUCGGUCCAGGCGGUUACCAAGCUAUAUUGGAUAUAUUGCUGAAGAGCUUACCAUUAGGCAUUCUUGUGUGUAGUACACCAGUCAAGUUCAUUAAGUGGAAUUUAAACCAGGGGACGCCCCCUCCUGGUGAAAUGUAUCCAGUAAAAGUAAUUUGUGACAAUGAUGAAGAGCUAGAAGCAGAUCAUGUAAUUGUGACAGUCCCUUUAGGCUACCUGCAAGAAAAAGCAACUGAGAUGUUUCAUCCUCCUCUACCAGACUGGAAAAUAAGAGCCAUCAAUAGAUUAGGCUUUGGAACAGUCAGCAAAAUCUUCUUGGAGUUUGAGAAGACGUUUUGGCCAGUAGAUUGUUCUGGAAUUCAACUAGUCUGGGAACAAGGGCAUGAAGAUAAAGAUACGUACAUGUCUAUGUUGGAUGGGGAUAGCUGGAAAGACACCUGGUACAAAAAAAUCUGUGGUUUUGAUACUGUUGCUCGUCACCCUAAUGUGCUUUGUGGCUGGAUUACAGGCAAGGAAGCAGAAUACAUGGAGAUUCUUGAUGAUAAUAUUGUUGGAGAAACAUGUACCAGGCUACUAAGAUUGUUCACAAACUGGAAUGUUUCCAAUCCUGUUCGUGUGGUCAGGUCUUUAUGGAAAGAGAACCCCUAUGUUCGAGGCUCCUAUACUUACAUACCUGUUGGCGUUGAUGCACAAAAGGAACAAGAAGCAUUAGCAGAACCACUGCCAUCUGUCUCUUGCAGUUCAACAAAUAAGCCUUUGCAGGUUCUUUUUGCUGGGGAAGCAACACAUGUCAAUUAUUACACAACUACCCAUGGAGCAUAUCUGUCUGGAGAAAGGGAAGCUCAACGAAUCAUAAAUUACUACAAAGAAAGUCCAGUUAGCUCAGUUGGAAAAUCAAAUUGCUAAGCUUCACAUUUAUUUAACAAAGGAUUAUUCUUUGUUUUAUAAAUUUCAUUUAUAAGAAGUAAUAUUUCAAUAGUAUGGCUUAAUUGCUGGAAAUGGAAAUAUAGUAGUGUGAAAGCACACAUAGUAGGUGGGUAUAAUUCUGCAGGAUAAUUUCACCUUAGUGCCUUGGAGAAGUAAAAAUUAAAUAAAGCACUAGGGUCUUAUUCUUGAAUUGAUCCAGUUUUAACACACUUUAACCGAAAGCCUUAAAAGCUCAAUCUAGGUUCUGCACUGUAUUAUAAUUUAACUGUGAAAGCACACCUAGUGUGUAGAGAGAAUGCUGCAAGAUAAUUUCACUUUGGUGAUAUACCAAAGUAUAAACUACAAAAUGCACUAGUAUCUAAUUGCUACAUUUCUUCAGAUUUAACACACGUGUAAAAGUGUUUGUUGUUGGUUGUGCACUCUGUUAAACUAUAUGUACGAAACGAACAAACCAAACAGUAUUUUUUAUAGUCUGUCUACACAGUACUAGCCAGUCUGUAUUCUUUGCAUUACUUGCUAUAAGUAUUAAAAAAUAUAUGGAGAUGUUAUGCACUAAUGCUGCCUGCUACUCAUUAUGAGCCACUGUUCAAGUGUGUUGAACAAAAAGUGAAGGAAGCAGUUUUGAUUAGGGCAUGUGCAAUAAAGAGCAAAACUGUUCUAUUUUUGAAACUGAAACUGUUUAAACAAAAGAAGGAGCAACAUUUACACAAAAACUUAUUGUAAUACUAUAAAGGGCACAAAAUGGCAAGCCAGCAGAUUUACUUUUAAAGUAGCAUAAGCAUAUAGUUUAUUUAAUAGCACCUAGACAAGAGACAAGACAAUUUUAUAUCCGAUGUUCUAAUGAACAAACAAAAAGGCUGAGGUUCAUUGAGCAUUUCAAGAAGCUUUACUUUCUUGUUGGUCUCCCUAAGAAAAAAAAUAAAAACAAGACAAGAGAAACUCACCAACCCCCUGAGGUGAUCACUGUAACCAAGCACCAGUUUAGUUGGGCAAUUCUGUCCUUCAUGCUGUAAGUUGAAGACAGCUAUCCAAACAAAUGUUGUCCACUCAAUUCUAAAGAAACCUUUCUACUUCUUCUAGUUGAUGACAUUGCCUGUAGAACUAAUAAAUAGUGGUUGCCUUCAGCAGAAGUAUGUAAAAGUCAUGUAGGUGUCACCACAAAGACAACAAAAUGUGAAGUGGCAUUGCUAAUAACACUGCACUUUUUUAAAAAGGUAUGAAAUGUUAUUACUUAAGGAGAUAUUGAUUGUUGAUAUGCAAGUCAUGUAUCUUGCCACAAUAAUGCCUAAAAGUUCAUGUGUUACUCUCUCUGAGCUGAUAAAAGAGUUUGGGCAUUUGAUUUUCUUAGGGGAGAUGUUUUAUGGCUAUUUCAUUUUAAUUAAUGGAAUACUAUACCCAAAAAUGAUAUUUUUUUGUAUGUUUCUUACCUCAUGUAGUGUGUAGUGAUGGCUGGGAAAAAAAUUUAAUCUAAUGUGUUUAUUAGAACAGAAAUAGAAGAGUUUCUGAUAUGGUGACAAAUGGUGGACAACAGCAAACAAUAACAAGAAUGUCCAUGAAAACAUCUCAUAUUACACAUGUUGCAUAAUCCAUAAGUUCAUUCAUCUAGUCAUAUGCUCACAACAUACAAGCAUACAGUACUGUAUACUUUUAGUAAAAUAUUGUUAAGUAAACCACUUCCUGAAAAUGCUGUCAUGAAUGAAAAAUGAAAUGUGCUUAGACAUGGCCAGAAUGUUUGAACCCAAGAGGCAUCUCAUGCAUUGGUCAAGGGUCCAGCCUAUUAACAGGUUAUUCACUGGCAAACAUUCAUUGGAUUCACAUGAUAUCAACAAAAAGCAUGCACUGAGAAGAAAAAGUUAAACAAAAGUGAGGGAAAACAUUAUUGGGAAGAGGAUAUUUCUCAUAUUUCUGCAUAUCCGAGAUUUUUCAACAAGCAGAUGGUCCAUUCACUUGUGCAGUUUCACAGACCUCCUACAUAAUCCUGAGGCACUCCAGGUGUGUCUCACCUCUAUGAAUAGAAAUUAAAUGAUAGGAGGGGGUGGAACAACAGUUUAAGUGCAUCUGUAUUCAAAUCUGUAUGUGUCCAUUUUUCGUUCAUAAGAAUUUUUUUUUUUGAAGGUGGUAUAUUUAACAAUAUUUUAAUAAAAAUAUGUGUCUUUGGAACAUAGUACCAUACAGCUAGAUGUCUAUGGAUUAUGUGACCCGAGUGACAUAAUUUUUGUGUAGAUUUUUUUUAAAUACCAUUUGCUACUGCCCAGCGUUGGUCACUAUAGAUGCAUAUUAUAUCAGACAUUUUGCUAUCUCUGUUCUGUAUAAAAACAUAAGAGUAACAAUUUUUUCAGCCAUAAUUACAAAAUACAUGGGGUUGGCAACAUAUUAAAAAUAAUAUCAUUUAUGGACAAAUAUUUGUUUAAUGGAUGGAUAAACACAUUUCCACAUUCCUUCAUGAUCACACUGAGGUAGCCUUGUGUGCUUUAUUAUAAAGACACAUCUUUUAUUUAAAUCAAUAACUAUACUGUGCUCAAUCAAGUUGCCUUAAAUGAGAAAAAAUAUUUUGGUGCAGCUAACUAAAUAAUUUACUGAAUUUAGAGGAAGAUGGACUGGCUGUUUGCAUACUUUAUGAAAUCAAUGCAUUUUUGUUUAACGAGAAAUUUUAUAAUAGCACUUAUUUUUUUAGAGGAAAUUAUGUAUUAAAUUAUUGAUCCUCCAAAAGUGUGCUCUAAUUGUAAAAUGCACUCUAAAAUCUGUUUCAGAAAUUUUAAAAUUUUGUCUGAAGUAAUGAUGUGUAUUGUGUGGAACAGUGGCAUCAAAAAUAUGAUAUGGUUCAAUAGUAUUAAAAUGAAAGCUUUUUUCUAUGAAAAGAUAAGCAAGCACAAUAAGUUUUCUCAUUUAAUUGUAAACUUAUUUUAAUAUGUUUCAGUGACAUGCUGUAAGUUUGUGCCAGUCACCCAGCAGUGUUUACUCUGAUUAAUGUAAGAAAUUUUGAAGUCUUCAUGUUUGAUAUAUGAUUAUGUAACACAGAUUUUAAAUAUUUUUUUCAGUAUGUCGAUUUAUUUUUUUAUUACUACUCUACUGUUUAUUGUGCAUGACUAAACUCUUGCUUAACUGUCAUUAAGGCUUUCUAAUAAGAUAUGUUUUACAUUUUACAAUAAAAUUCUUUUUUUUUUAACAAAAUAGUGUCUUGUAGCUU